UCGGGGGCGAGGGAACCUUGCUAGAUUGACCCCGCCACACUUUUAUUUUUGGGGGGGGGGAAGUGCUGGUGGUGGCGGGAAGAAACUCGCAGCCCCUCCCUGGCUUAGAGGAACACAACUUUAGGAACACAACCUAAAGAGUCGUUGCCACCCAAAAAAAGGGGGGGCGUGCGUGCACACGCAUUUUUUCCCUCCAAAAAAAAAAUCUGAAUCUUUCCACAAACACACACACGAGAGGCAGCUGCACCCUCCAUCCAGAGAGAGGGAGCCAGCCCCACACCCAGGGGGAGGGAGAACGCGAGAAGCAGCGCGAGCCUCUGAGAGAACGCGAGACCCCGCGCAGCUGCUGCUCCUGCCUCAGCUUUGGCGGCGGCGGCGGCUGCUGCUGCUGUUCGGUCGGCGGCUCCUUUGCUUUGCUUGCUGCCGCCCAGGCCCCGGGAACGGCAGAGCCAGGGCCGCCUGCGGAGGAAUAUCCAGCCCAUUCAGAGACGCUGCUGCUUCUCUCUCUCUUGUUGUUGUUCCGUUCGGAUUCCCCCUCCCACCCGGCGGCUCCUCUGGCGCGUCCUGGCAGCAGCGGCGGCGGCGGCAGCUCCUCCUGCAAAACACUUUUCCCUCUCCCUCGGUGUGUUUGUAUUUGCGUGUGCGUGCGCGCGGCGAGCGAGUGCACCGCCUGCCUCUCUCUCCCUCUCUCUCCCCCGCCGUGCCAUCUCCUCGGGACCCUGCUCAGUCAGUGUGCGCUCCUGAGUGAAUUUUCUGCAUCUGGGUACCUGUUCUACUGAAAACAGUUGAUUGUGGGAUCAAGUUGAAAAGAACCCAUACAUUUAUAACAGAUGGCAACAAAUGAUUAGGAGUGAAGAUAACUCACUGUCUCUGAAGGGACCUCAUUUCUUAACUUUUUGAGAGCCAAGUGAUUGAGGAAAGGCCAUUACAAGCAGAAAGAAAGAAGUCUUCUUGCAAAAAUAGGAGAAAAGAGGAGCUGAAAGAAAUGUGGUCUGCAAUGCUGGAAUUGAUGUUCUGUACCACUCCAAUUCAAGGCUGAAAAUUAGAAAGGCUUUUUGAAGUCUGCAAAAGGAAGGUAUUAAGUCAUGAUGCAGGAAUCUGCGACAGAGACAAUAAGCAACAGUUCAAUGAAUCAAAAUGGAAUGAGCACUCUAAGCAGCCAAUUAGAUGCUGGCAGCAGAGAUGGAAGAUCAAGUGGUGACACGAGCACUGAAGUAAGCACAGUAGAACUGCUGCAUCUGCAACAACAGCAGGCUUUGCAGGCAGCCAGACAGCUGCUUUUACAGCAACAGACAACUGGGCUGAAAUCUCCCAAGAGCAGUGAUAAACAGAGACCAUUGCAGGUGCCUGUGUCAGUGGCCAUGAUGACUCCCCAGGUGAUCACCCCUCAGCAAAUGCAGCAAAUUCUCCAGCAACAAGUUUUGUCUCCACAGCAACUUCAAGCACUUCUCCAGCAGCAGCAAGCAGUUAUGUUACAGCAGCAACAACUUCAAGAGUUUUACAAGAAACAGCAAGAGCAGUUACAUCUUCAGCUUUUGCAACAGCAGCAGCAACAGCAGCAGCAACAGCAGCAACAACAGCAGCAGCAGCAACAGCAACAACAACAACAGCAGCAACAACAGCAACAGCAGCAACAACAGCAGCAGCAACAGCAGCAGCAACACCCAGGAAAGCAAGCAAAAGAGCAGCAGCAGCAGUUGGCAGCCCAGCAGCUUGUCUUCCAGCAACAGCUCCUCCAGAUGCAACAACUUCAGCAGCAGCAACAUCUGCUGAAUCUUCAGCGUCAGGGACUCAUUUCCAUUCCACCUGGCCAGUCUGCUCUUCCUGUCCAGUCUCUGCCACAAGCUGGCUUAAGUCCUGCUGAGAUUCAGCAGUUAUGGAAAGAAGUUACUGGAGUUCACAGUAUGGAAGACAAUGGCAUUAAGCAUGGAGGGCUAGACCUCACUACUAACAAUUCCUCUUCUACUACCUCCUCUACCACUUCCAAAGCAUCGCCACCAAUAACUCAUCAUUCCAUAGUGAAUGGACAGUCAUCAGUUCUAAAUGCAAGACGAGACAGCUCAUCACACGAGGAGACUGGAGCCUCUCAUACUCUCUAUGGCCAUGGAGUUUGCAAGUGGCCUGGAUGUGAAAGUAUUUGUGAAGAUUUUGGACAAUUUUUAAAGACUACCUGUGUGAAUAUGUGGAUAAAGACCCAUCCUUUCAUGUUCGUAAAUCCAAGGCACCUUAAUAAUGAACAUGCAUUGGAUGACAGAAGCACUGCUCAGUGUCGGGUGCAAAUGCAGGUGGUUCAGCAAUUAGAAAUACAGCUUUCUAAAGAACGGGAACGUCUUCAGGCAAUGAUGACCCACUUGCACAUGCGACCCUCGGAGCCCAAGCCAUCUCCAAAACCUAGCUGUGAACUUCAAAGAUUUUUGUACGAGGGUCUACUUUGCAACUUGAUGAGUGAAAAAGAGUUGGCAUUUGUUAAUCUUCCACUUCAGGGUUUCACAGGCUGGCUAAAUCUGGUGUCCAGUGUCACUAUGUCUAAGAACAUGUUGGAGACUUCCCCUCAGAGCUUACCUCAAACUCCCACCACACCAACGGCCCCAGUCACUCCAAUUACCCAGGGACCCUCAGUAAUCACCCCAGCCAGUGUACCCAAUGUGGGAGCCAUUCGAAGACGACAUUCCGAUAAAUACAACAUUCCCAUGUCAUCAGAAAUUGCCCCAAACUAUGAAUUUUAUAAAAAUGCAGAUGUCAGACCUCCGUUUACUUAUGCAACUCUCAUAAGGCAGGCUAUCAUGGAAUCAAGUGACAGACAGUUAACACUCAAUGAAAUUUACAGCUGGUUUACACGGACAUUUGCCUACUUCAGGCGCAAUGCAGCCACUUGGAAGAAUGCAGUACGACAUAAUCUUAGCCUGCACAAGUGUUUUGUUCGAGUAGAAAAUGUUAAAGGAGCAGUAUGGACAGUGGAUGAAGUAGAAUACCAGAAGCGAAGGUCACAAAAGAUAACGGGAAGCCCGACGUUAGUGAAAAACAUACCUACCAGCUUAGGCUAUGGAGCAGCACUUAACGCAAGCUUACAGGCUGCGCUGGCAGAGAGUAGUUUACCUUUGCUUGGUAACCCCGGAUUGAUAAAUAACGCAUCCAGUGGCUUACUACAGGCAGUCCAUGAAGACCUCAAUGGUUCGCUGGAUCACAUUGACAGCAAUGGAAACAGCAGCCCAGGCUGCUCUCCUCAGCCUCACAUACACUCAAUCCAUGUCAAGGAAGAGCCAGUGAUUGCUGAGGAUGAAGACUGUCCAAUGUCAUUGGUGACAACAGCGAAUCACAGUCCAGAAUUGGAAGAUGAUAGAGAAAUUGAAGAAGAGCCUUUAUCUGAAGAUCUGGAAUGAACAGAGACUUUGAAACCUCAAAAUGAAGGGACAUAUCACUGACCUUCAUAACCACUCCACAACCAUGAAUAUUUGACAAAUUUUUACUGUGACUAUUUAUUAAGCAUGGAUAAAGGAGAAACAAUCCUAAAGGAACUCAUUAAACCAGCCCUUUGGGAAUCCGGUUACAAACAGGCAAAUAGCUUGUUUUUUCUUUCUUUUCUUUCUUUUUUUUAAAAAAAGAUAAACUGAUUUUCGGGGAAGGGGGGGAAAAUAAACUGUUUAUAUAUAAUGGCUUGCCCAUUUAAAAAAAUGUGGCUAUCAAGAGUUCAUGAAAUGACUGAAUAUGAGGAUACAUGUUCUGUAGAAAGCAAAUGGGCCUCAUAUACUGCCAAAAAUAGUGUUAGUUUCAUCAAUGUGAAAAUUCCAGCAUACAGUAGUUGUAAUAAUGUUAGAAACAAUUGCUGGUCAAGUUCAACUUGUUGCUAUUGUUUUUAAUUUGCACAGGAGUAGUAUCAGAAAUUAGUGUCACUGCUUGUAUCUAGCUGAAUUUUGAACAACAGAACAUUAGUUUUUUAUGUUGGUGCCACCAACUGUAAAUGACAUAAGUUAGUUAUAAACAAACCACAGUAAUUAGACUGUUGCAACCAUCUAAAAACCUUUUUAAGCUUCCAGUCUGUGCUGUUAGUGUUAAGAUGUAAAGUGCAAUCCUAAGCUAACAUUGUCUGUGCAAGCACCAUAGAAACAUUUGCAUAUCUGCAUAUUAUCUUACAACUGUACUCUUUACCUCCUUGUGAUAAAGCUUUGUCUACCUGCAAACACAGUCAAAGGCUACAGCUGCAAACCAAAGCCUACUCUAACAAUGGCCAAUAGCUCAAUGACAGAAGCAGCCACAUGCUUUGGUCAGCCUUCUGUAACUUUAAUUAGUACAAAGGAACCUUUCCAUGAACUACCUGCUGUUUUCUGACGACCUCUGGGAUCUUUUCAUUUUAGCCCUAUACCAAGAAACAAAUAUGGGGGGAAAGUCAAUUUUGUCAUAGUGUAAUCUUCUGAGGCCAAAAGUCAAUCUUAAGUGCAGUGAAGAUUUGCUUUCAUUUUUAAGACAAAGGUGGGAACAAAGUGCGGGCAGAAGUUACGAUAGAAAGCAACAAAUAUGGAUCACUGACCAAAACAAUUAUGUACUUGAUGCAAAUGCAGAUUGCAUAUUAUGUAAAAUAUGUUUUUUUAAUUAUGUUCCCUCCCCAUUCAGACCGGUUUCCCCCCUCCCCUGUGGUGAAUACAUGUUGUUAGAAUAAGUCUUGUAUGGUCUUAAUCUUCGUUGUGUGCUAUUUUUUAUAGUCUUAAGUUAUAAUGACAAAAAAGUAGGAACCAAACAUAAAAAGGUCUAGUAAAGCCAAAAAUUAAUUUCAUAUUGAUUUAAAGUAAUCUAGGUGAGUUUUUACACUGAAAGCAAAGAUUAUAGCAAUUGUAGUCCAUGGUAUUUAUUUUCAGUCAAACCAAAGUUACAUAUGAUUCUGCCUCUGUUUAUACGGGAUACUAACACUAACAAUACACUCCCUUUGGAAGACUUGCACAGGCCAAAUUGUUGGAAUGCUCUUUCUUUCUUUCUUUCUUUCUUUCUUUCUUUCUCUCUCUCUCUCUCUCUCUCUCUCUCUCUCUCUCUCUCUCCUUUCUCUUUUGACAACUCCAAACCCAAAAAUACGACAAUACAUUAAUGGUGUAGUUAAAAAUAGCAUAGUCUGAUGUUUGCUUGAAUCCUAGAAACUUUACGUGUUGCUUUUCAUGUGCUGUGCCAAGUCUUGAUAAUACUUUCCCCCCCAACCAAGGGACCUCAUAACCUGAUUAUGGUUAUUGCUUUACAAACAGUUUUUUCCACAGAAGGUGACUGCUGGAGCUUAGCAUAGGUACCAGUUCCAUGUGAUGGGCCUGGGUCUUGCAAACUAAGCUCAUUGUGUUCUUUGCUGAAAUCAGCAAAUAGACUUAAAGAGAAACGCAGUCAUCUAUCACGCCAAAUAAAAGGACAAAAUGGCUUUCGAAAGGGUUUUCCCACUUACCCAAAAGGCUUUCUGAAAGCUUCUACCUCUGCAAAAGAAAACAAAAAAACAAACAAAAAGAAAUUAGAACAAUUAUGGCAGAUUGCAUGAAUUGUGAGAGAAAGUCACAGUAACUGCUACUUUUCAUUAUGUUUGUCUUUGGGUCAUGAUAACAGAAGGUUUAUAGUAAUUACAUCAAAAGAAAGAUUUACCAUGUGAAUGAUGGGGUUGUUGUUUUUCCAGUCGCCUAGGAUCCCUAAUGUGGAGAUGACCUGAAAGGAACUAAUGUUUCUUUCAAGUGUAUGUUCAAAAGACUUUGAUGGACUGGAAGUAAAUGUGAUAAUUGGACCAUCAAGGUGGUGGCCUAAGACUACAAUGCUAAAGUAUGCAUACCUCAGUUACAAACCUUUUUGAAAGGAAGUCUCAGCCACAGAAUGCAUAUACCUGUAGAGUUUUGCAUGGGUUUUAUAUAAAUACAAUUUAAUGAAAAAAAUAGCUGCUUGCACAUUAUACCAGAAAAACCUCCAAAACUGCAAUUGCUUUGAAAAAUAGACUUUAGGUUUUUUGGAGUUUUCUGAGAUGCUUGGUCUGUAUUUUGAUAAUUGUGCAUAUUAUGUAAAAAUGUUGGUGGACCCAUAAAUGACCAGACUUUUUCUAAGAAAAAUGUUGCUUUAAUGCAUUUCAUGAAUUUUUACUCUGAUAUCAUUGCUUGCUAGUAAUAGCAAACCUGCUUUUUCUGCAUCUGCUUUGCGUAGCUAUUGUAAGGCUUUGAACUAAUGUAUGUAUUUAUUGCUUGAACUUCUGUGCAUACCUUAUAAAGCAUAAUGUCUGACAAUUUAAAUGGCUCAUGUAUUCUUGCUUCUAUCAUAAGCUGAUAAUGGGGACUAUGAUCUUUUGUAUACAGCAAAUUUUAACUGUAGCACAAACAUUUGUUUAUGUAUUGGUGGAAUAUACCUGUUUUAUUUAUCUUUUUUGAGGUAAACUAAUUUUUGAUACUUUUCAUUACUGUGUACUGUGUUCAUACCUUGAAUUCUCUGACGUUAGAAGUCAUGGUUGAGAAUUGUAACAGCUGUUGUUCGUUCUGUAUUCAUGGCUCUCACUGCUGAAUAAAAUAAAGGACCAAACCUAGGAUUUGAAAGAAAACUGUCUACCUCUAACACCAGGGAGUUAUCAGAUUUUAUUUUACAUAGUUUUAGUCUACAAAGACACAAUUGCUUAAACCUAGUGGGCUUAAGGCUUAUAUUCUGUGUGGUUGAAUUCAUGGCACAGUUGUACUGUUUGAAAAUCAAUUAAAAUUUCAUGUGAAUGUUACAAGCAUUAGGUAGAAUUACCACUAACUGGGUUUUCUUUGGAUAACUCAGAGAUGGGGAAGUGAUCAUCAGCAUUCUGUGUCUACAGCUGCUUAACUUCAUAAGAAUGCAUUUCUUUGUGAUUAGGGAAUCGAAGCAUAGCCAGCUAGGAACAGAGCAACUGAGCUAUACUUAAAAGAUAAACCAGGGUGGACUUUAAUGUCCCCGGUCAGAAUCAGUCGCAAGCUCCCAUAGUCUGUUUUACUCAGAUUCCUCAAAUUGGGCAUUCACAUUUUGGAGAAUUUACUUCAGGAUUUAGACUACACAUUCCAAUACUAGUGUACAUUUUUGGAAAGCUAGUGUUAUUACUGCUUAUAAAGCACACUUUCACCCUUGUUACUUCAAGAGUUCAAAUCGGAAUGGGUUUUGUCCAUAAAAAUCAGGCAUAUUUAACAAACAAAAAAAAGAUGUAAAUUUUACUAUAGUAUUAAUGUAAACAGUGUUUUCACUGCUGCUGGAUGUAAAAAAUGUAAAUGAAACCAUUUCAUUCACUUGCUUAAGUUUCUGGUGUAUAAAUAAAAUGUCUAAUUCUUUUUGA
Molecule: messenger RNA, 7279 nt
Organism: Podarcis raffonei (Aeolian wall lizard)
Lineage: Eukaryota; Metazoa; Chordata; Lepidosauria; Squamata; Lacertidae
Gene: FOXP2
Product: forkhead box P2
Exons: 22
Coding region: 1086-3380 (764 amino acids)
Biological process (GO): regulation of transcription by RNA polymerase II
Cellular component (GO): nucleus
Molecular function (GO): RNA polymerase II cis-regulatory region sequence-specific DNA binding; DNA-binding transcription repressor activity, RNA polymerase II-specific
Source: RefSeq, a predicted model, not a curated record